Molecule: messenger RNA, 3726 nt
Organism: Ruditapes philippinarum (Manila clam)
Lineage: Eukaryota; Metazoa; Mollusca; Bivalvia; Venerida; Veneridae
Exons: 28
Coding region: 79-3726 (1215 amino acids)
Biological process (GO): lipid transport
Molecular function (GO): lipid carrier activity
Source: RefSeq, a predicted model, not a curated record
UUGAACUUAGACAUGAAGACAUUUUGACCAAAGCAUUUAGCAGGAAAUGACGAUGUUUUGAUCACAAAAAAAGCAAACAUGACAUUGUUAGACAAAAGACCCGGCCGACUCUGGUUGUGUCUAUUUGUCCUCGCAGUCAGCCCUAUAAUUGUGACGUCAUUCGUGAACUAUGAACCUGGCUAUGAAUAUAUUUACAACAUUGACUCAGCUAUAGAACUUUCAGGAGUACAGUCAUUUGUUUGUAAAGGAAAGAUUGGAUUCACAAACAUAGCAGAAAAUGAGGGAUAUCAAGAAUUGUUACUGUCUGUGUACUUGCUGAAGUUUAGUCCAGAAGGUCAACCAGAAGGUGACAGUCAUCAUGAAGACUUUUCAAAAUGGUUUUCAUUUGAAAUAAACCGCAAUGGGGAAAUUCGGACAGUUUAUCAUCCCCCGGAUGAAGACAGUGAGGUUCUGAUGAUGAAGAAAGGGUUUGCUAGCAUGAUUUCUGCCAAACUACACCAUCGUCACGAGGUUGAACACCAUGUUGGCAAGGAUGGACAAUGGGAAUAUGCAACUGACGAAAUAGGCAGAGAGGGCCAACACCGUGCUUCUUAUGCAGUAAAGGCAACACCGACAGGGGUUAUGUACAUAAAAACCAGAAAUUCCACAAUCAAACAUGCAUUAGAUGGAAAUGGAACAUAUCUAAAGACGUUGCAUUAUCAUAAAAGCCUGAAUACCAUCCAUAGUGUGAUGAUCAAAGAAGAGCGCAACUUACACUUCUCAGCAAAACCCGGGUUUAAUCCACUCUACGGGAUGAGACCUGUUAAAGCUGUGUCUAAUUUUUCGAAAAUCGAAUUUCCACAAACCACAGCAAAAUCAAACGACAAAAUGACGUUUGCAGAGAAAACUCCAUUUACCCGCCAAUUUGGAAGACCGAAAGGAAUAAAAAACAGCGCCAUUCACGAUAUGCAUAAGAUAAAGAAACGAGCUAUGUACGAAGCAAGAAGUGAAGAGGCGAGAAAUUAUGUUGCAGGAAACAUGACUUGCAUAAGGAAUCAACCAGAAAAAGGUUCCCCUGAACUGAGCGACUGUUUUCACGAUUUGCUCACUACUUUCGAACACAUGCAUGAUUCAGACGUUGAGGAAAUAGCUAACACAUAUUUCCUACGCACGUCGAGGAAAAAAAGACAUGAUACAUAUAUAAUGGUAGAUGUAUUCGUUGCAUUAAACAAACAAAGUGUUAUUGUGAACAAAGUCCUUAACAAUCUCCAAAGUGACGAGCAAUUGAUUAUGAGGGCUUUAACAUUACUAACUGCCCUAGACCAUGAGCCAAAAACGGAACUUCUUACAACGAUCGAGAAGUUUUGUUUUAAAGGCAAGAGAGCAGAAAAUGUACGCUUGUCAAAAGAGACAAGGCAAGUGUCCUGUCUGACUUUUGGAGGUUUAAUUGGUAGUGUCAAGAAAUACGGGAAAGAGGGACACGCUGAAAAGCUUGUCGAGUACUUCCAUAAUGAACUGGGAUUACAUGAUCCGUGGAUGUUCAAGACAAAAAGGUCAGCAAUGACAGAGGUGGAAUGUAUUGAGUAUGACCACGAUAAAGUCGUUUUACUGAAUGCUAUUGGAAACGCCGGUUUAUCUGUAUCGUACGAUUACAUCAUAUCGCAUAUCAAUUCAACAAACUCCCAAUGGAUUAAACGUACAGGAGUACAUGCCCUCAGAACUUUUCAAGAUAAGAAGACACUUCAUGAGCUAGAGAAAGUUGCUCUGUACGAUGACGAUGAGAACGUUCGUUAUGAAGCUCUCCUACAAUACAAAGCCCACCCGUUAGCUUCACAAGAAAGCUAUGUUGAUGAAGAUGGUUUUUCACACCAAGGAAUAUCUAAACGAGGACUCUUUGACAAUUUCCUUUCAUUUAGGCUUGAAGCUCCAGGUGUAGACUGGCGAAAAGAAUUAGGUUCGAGAGCGAUUGGUGGUUCAUUCGGAGUCAUAAUGGAAAAUCUACUGGAUUUGCAAAUGUCAUUGCUAAAAGGCCAUAUUGAUCUGCGAGUGCAUGAUGAAGCCUAUGUUUCAGUUCAUGUUGGAUUUCUUGACCUUCGUUAUGACUUUUUCAGAGCCCGAAUAUGUUUUAAAGGAGGUGCGAAAUAUGCGCUGAAUAUAUUAAAGGAAAUGGAUCCUGAACUUGGGUUUGAUCUCAUAGCCCAAUUCAAAAAUAUUGUAAACAAAGUUGUCGGUGCUGUGAGAAAUGGAGUUGAAGCAUUAAGAAAAAUACUGUCAGAUUCACUGGCAGAAAUUGUGGAUGACCUAGUUAAAUCAGUGACAGAAAUACCAGUAAAGGUGUCGGAUCUCGGUGGGAAUAUACAAAGAGUAAUGGGAAAGCUAGCAACUUUUAAGAUAGAGAGCAUGCCUCCAUUUGCUAAAUCUGUGAUGAAAUUUGUAAACAGUGUAACAAGCCUAUAUGAUAGAGUUAAGGAAGAUGUCCUGAAAUUUUAUAAUGCAGUUGUUCAAGGUAUUAAAGUGUUAAUACCAAAAAGUGCAAAGGAAAUAUUUGUUUCAGUUCAAGAUAUUAUUAAAGGCUUUAUGGACAUCUUUAAAGAUCCCAAAACGUCUCUUUUUAAAAUUGGAGCAGGGGUUAUACGUAUCUACACGAACAUCAAACUUUUAAAUGGGACAAUACAAGAGAUAAAGAGUCACACAUUCAUCAGUGAAGGCUUAGGUCCAUACUGGGGAGAUUUGACUAAAGACGUAGAGGAAAUUUUUGAUCUGUAUGAGGAUGCAUUAUCUGCAAUUAAAGAAAAAGGUGGUGAAUGGAUAAAAGAAACAAUUGAGAACGACAUUGCUGAAAAGAUAACAGCGGGAAAAGUUUCGAUUAAAUCUAUUAAAGAGAAAAUCGUAGCUGACUUGGAAAGUGAAAUUCAAACAUUGAUAUCACCUUUGGAGUAUCUAACUAAUAUAGGCGGAGUUUAUCUAGAAAGUUUUGAUAUACUUGUCAAUUCCUAUAAAGAUCUAGUAGAUGCAUUCGAGACUUUGAAAACGGGAUUUGAGUAUGCAAGAUCAGUCGUUGAUCGAAUAUUUGGACCAAAAUUCCACAAGGAUUUCCCUCGGGAGAGACGUGUUCGUGGUGGUGGAUGCAGCAAAGACGGGUUUUAUCCCUCAAAACUAGGUACUGGGAAUAAUGCAGAUGAAUAUGAAAAUGAUGGAAUUGAUCUUUUAAACAGCACUGGGAAUCCGCUCGUCGCACCGUUUUCUGGUAUAGUUAUUCGCUCAAAGAACACGAACGAAAUUAUAAUGUUGGAAUGCGGUGAGUUGCCAGUCGAUUCCGAAUUGGUGAUAAAAAAUGUGGAGCCGGAAGAAGAUAUUAUGGAUCCCGAUGACCCGGCCUACGAUGAAAAAAGGGUGUCUGCCGGAGUAGUCAUUGGAAAAGUAGCGACAUCUCCUUGUAGCGACGAUUAUAAUCACAUACAUAUUUCAAUCAAACGGAACGGCGGAUUUGUUGAUCUCAGCAACUACGUCCCUGAAAGACUAGUUGAAUUGCCAAAAUGGAAACAAAUUUGUGAUGAUUAUCUUCUUGUAUACAAGGGCGAAACAAUAAAAAGUGGAGUAAUAGUUGGUCCCUGGGGUCGCGAUGAGGAAGAUACAUCUGAGGAUGUUCCAGUUGACGAAUCACUUCAGUCAGAGCCCAUGUCUGACGAUGACACAUUUGAUGAACACGUACGAGACAUAAAAGGUUGUCAAAAGCUAUUUGCAUAA